This is a messenger RNA of Tribolium madens (black flour beetle), 1210 nucleotides long. Its product is annotated as DNA-directed RNA polymerase III subunit RPC4-like. NCBI's taxonomy places the organism in Eukaryota, Metazoa, Arthropoda, Insecta, Coleoptera, Tenebrionidae. The transcript has a single exon. Gene Ontology annotation, molecular function: DNA binding. Bases 248 to 1171 code for a protein of 307 amino acids. Gene Ontology annotation, cellular component: RNA polymerase III complex. The record is from RefSeq and is a predicted model, not a curated record. Gene Ontology annotation, biological process: transcription by RNA polymerase III.
CGAUAAGUGUCCGAAAUUGUUUUGUGAGCACCUUAGAAGGGGCCACAAAGUAUUUUAAAUUUUGAUACGUGAUCUUAUAGUACGCUUUGCACGGAUUCUCCCAGAAAAUUGAUUCUGGAACAAAUUUAAUUCAAAUUACGCGCCAUAAAUAUGCAACCGUACGACAUAAAAAUCCUAAAAGCCAAAAAACGUCACUUUUGACAUUCAAGAUUAACCAAACUCUCCGUUUUGUUUACAUUUCUCAAAAAUGGACGAGAAGAAAUUUCUGAAAAAUGUGUCCGAUAAAGAGGUCCCCGGGGGGCGUCUCCAGUCCCUUAAACUUCCCCGCGACUUGAGUUUAGGAAUCGCCAAACCGAAGAAACAAUACACACCUAACCUCAAUGUUGUCAGAAAUAAGGACAAAACGAAGGAAUUUCUCAAGAAAAUGGACCAAAAACGCAAGGAUCGGACCGGGCAUAAAGUGCGGCACGAUAAGCAGGACCACAAGCCUAAAUUUGUGCAGUCUACUGGGGUUUUUUCACAAGGAACGGGUGAAAUUAAAAGGCUGACCCCCCAUAAUUCUGAGCCGAGGGUCAGUUUUAGGAAUAGUAGUACGGUCUCGAAUUUGGUUUUACCAACAAUUAAUAGGAAUUCGUGGACUGUGAAUAAAAAAGCCGAAGAGGCGGUUUUAGAUGAGUUGGCAAACUGUGAUAUUGAUAGUGAUGAGGAGAAAAUGUCUUUUAAGCCUUUGACAUUGUCGCUGGAUUCUGUCAGAAAGGUUAAAAAAGAGGUGAAUGUAAAGAAAGAGGAGGAUUUGGAGUUUGUACCUGAACCCUUUAACAGUGAUUAUAGUGAGGAAAGCCCAGCUUUAGCUUUAGUUAAAUUGCCAGAUUCUUUUGCUGGCAAAGGCCUAAGUGACGAUCCUAAUGUUAAAAAAUUGUUCGAUUAUACCCUCAAAGACAUGCUUGAAGGCCAAAUUGGCAAACUAGUUAUAAGAAAGUCAGGCAAAAUGGAAGUACAUAUAGGUAGGAUAAAGUAUGAGUUGAGUCCUGAAAGCACAUUUGAGUCUAAAGAAGAGUUAGCUACGAUAACAGAAGGCCCCAAUGGUGAAAAUUGUAUAGCAAUAUUAGGCAAUGUUUUAAAUAAUUUUAUCAUGUUUCCUGACUUUGAAUCACUAUUGAGUAAAAAAUAAUUGUACUAUUUUUUGUAAAUAAAUUACUUACGCAAUUGU